AUCAGCCCCUGCAGGCUCGGCAGCCCGCAAUCCGCCAGACGCGCCGCCAGCCACGCUCUCGCAGGUCAUGGACACGGAGGAGUUCCGUGUGCGCGGCAAGGAGAUGGUGGAGUACAUCUGCGAGUACCUGAGCACGCUGGAGCAGCGGACAGUGACUCCCAGAGUGGAGCCAGGCUACCUCAGCAAGCUGCUUCCCGAUGCUGCUCCGCAACACCCGGAGACCUGGGACUCCAUCAUGGAGGACGUCGAGUCAAAGAUAAUGCCUGGGGUGACCCACUGGCAGCACCGUCGCUUCCACGCCUACUUCCCGGCGGGCAACUCCUACCCCUCCAUCCUGGGCGACAUGCUGGGGGACGCCAUAGGCUGCAUUGGCUUCUCGUGGGCGGCUAGCCCUGCGUUGACAGAGCUGGAAACCAUUGUCUUGGAUUGGUUGGGAAAGGCGAUCGGACUGCCGAAUGAGUUCCUGGCUUUCCCCGAGGGCAGCCGAGGCGGAGGUGUCAUCCAGACGUCGGCGAGCGAGUGCGUGCUGGUGUGCAUGCUGGCGGCGCGCGCGCAAGCCGUCAAGCGCCUCAAGCAGCUGCACCCCUUCGUGGAGGAGGGCGUGCUGCUGUCCAAGCUCAUGGCCUACUGCAGCAAGGAGGCCCACUCGUGCGUCGAGAAGGCCGCCAUGAUCUGCUUCGUGAAGCUGCGCAUCCUGGAGCCGGACCAGCAGUGCAGUCUGCGCGGCGACGCCCUGCUGCAGGCCAUGGAGGAGGACGAGGCAAUGGGGCAGAUCCCGUUCUUCGUGUCGACCACGCUCGGCACGACCUCGUGCUGCAGCUUCGACAACCUGCGCGAGGUGGGCCCCGUGUGCCACCGCUUCCCGGGCGUGUGGCUGCACGUGGACGGCGCCUACGCCGGCAACGCCUUCAUCUGCCCCGAGCUGAAGCCCCUGAUGGCCGGCAUCGAGCACGCGGACUCUUUCAACGCCAACUGCAACAAGUGGCUGCUCGUCAACUUCGACUGCUCGUGCAUGUGGGUGCGCGACCGCUUGCGCCUCACGUCGGCGCUCGUCGUGGACCCGCUGUACCUGCAGCACGGCUACUCCAGCACCGCCAUCGACUACCGCCACUGGGGAGUGCCGCUCAGCCGGCGCUUCAGGUCCCUGAAGCUGUGGUUCGUGCUGCGGAGCUACGGCAUCUCCGGCCUGCAGAAGUACAUCCGCCACCACAUCAGCCUCGCCAAGCGCUUCGAGCGCGCCGUGCUGGCCGACCGCCGCUUCCAGCUGUGCAACGAGGUCAAGCUGGGGCUAGUGUGCUUCCGGCUGCGCGGCUCCGACGAGGUCAACCAGAAGCUGCUGACUAACAUCAACGCCUCGGCGCGCCUGCACAUGGUGCCCGCCUCCGUCAACGACAAGUACGUCAUCCGCUUCUGUGCUGUGGCGCAGCAUGCCACCGAGGAGGACGUCGAUCACGCCUGGAAAGUGAUCACGGAGUUCGCUUCAGAGCUGCUGGAGAGCCAGGACGCGGGGAAGAUACAGGAGCCGCGCGACGACGAGGUGUCGGAGAUGGUGGCUCGCAGGCACCGCGAGGCGCUAGCGCACAAGCGCUCCUUCUUCGUGCGCAUGGUCAGCGACCCCAAGAUCUACAACCCCAAGAUCGCCAAGGCGCUGCCCGCGUCCCGCCACCGCCGCCUGGCCGAGCCGGGCUCCGAGGGCGCGGCCGACAACGGCGUCACCAUCCAGACCCCGCUCGCCUCGUGGAUCAGCUGGCCGCUCGCCUUCCUCUUCCAGGGAGUGUUCGACGACGUGUCGUCCAGCGAGGUGCCGGUCAGGUUCCGCCACCUGGACACGAUGGUGCGGCUGAAGACGCACCGCGAGAGCAACGAGCCCUCCUCCACCUCGCCGUCGCCAGAGCGCGAGGGAGGGGGCAAGUCGCCCGCGAGGUCGCCUGUGGCUGGGCGCCGCCGAGGCGCCUCCCCCUCCAACCCGUAGCCCCGCCCACUGCCCGCCCCGUGAGCCACCCCUGCCCACGCCACUGCUGCAGAACAUAGCGGUUCCCACUACUAGAUGUUUUCUCGCUCCAUGGGUCCUAUAGCAUGUGAAAAUUCAGUCAUACGUGAUGUUGUCACAACUUAAGGCCUCGUCUGCUACACUCAAUAAACCAACAUAGGUUUUGAAAAAAA
Molecule: messenger RNA, 2163 nt
Organism: Bacillus rossius redtenbacheri
Lineage: Eukaryota; Metazoa; Arthropoda; Insecta; Phasmatodea; Bacillidae
Product: tyrosine decarboxylase-like
Exons: 13
Coding region: 68-1972 (634 amino acids)
Biological process (GO): amino acid metabolic process
Cellular component (GO): cytoplasm
Molecular function (GO): pyridoxal phosphate binding; carboxy-lyase activity
Source: RefSeq, a predicted model, not a curated record